GCCAGGCCAGUAGAUGGCUUAACAGAAAAUAUCUGUCAAAGACCAUAUUUGCAAUGGUAGAAAGUAAGGAAGGUAAACACGUAGUGAUGUUCCCUUACAUGGCGCAGGGCCAUUUCAUUCCCUUCCUCCGCUUGGCUAAACUUCUUACAUACCGAGGCCUCACCGUUAGUUUCCUCACCACAAAUGCCAAUGCCUCCAAAUUGCAAUCGCAGGCAAUCGGAUCCUCUAUUCGUUUCGUUUCUCUUUCUCUCCCGCCCAUCCAUGGCCUUCCACCUGCCUGCGAAAGUACUGAUACGCUUUCCUUCACCGAGGCCCAGUUUCUGUUUGUCUCUACGCACAAACUUUCCCAGCCGUUUGAAGAAUGGUUGAAGGAAGUCAUGGUAGAGCCCUCGCAGAAGCCCACCUGUAUCAUAAGCGACGUUUUCUUACCCUGGACAGCACAGUCGGCUUCCAAAUUUGGAAUCCCGCGUGUUGUCUUCCACACCACAGGAGCCAUGGCGGCUUCUCUUCUGCAAUAUUUCUUCACCAAUCCAGUCUCGGAUAUAAUUGGUGAUCGCCAAAUCAUAGAGAUUCGCGAUCACUGUAUUAAUGUGAAUCUGAGGCGUUCGCAGUUGCCUCAGCUGCUGAGAAGCGAAUCAAGCGCGUUGUUUAUUUCUCUUUACCCUGGGGAUAUCUCAAUUCAGCAGGCAUAUGCCUCAGCCAAAGAAAGCUCUGCUGCAACGCUUGUCAAUACUUUUGAUGGGGUCGAAGCAGAAUAUGUUGGGUAUUUAGAGGAAUCCACGGGUAAGCCCGUUUGGGGUGUAGCGAAUCCUCUACAUACACCCCAACAUGGGAUCGAUAAUGAAUCAGAGUGUAUCCGUUGGCUGGACACCCAGAAGCAAAAAUCCGUCCUUUACGUCUCGUUUGGAUCUCAGGCCUUUCUUUCGGAAGAGCAAACGAAAGCCCUCGCCAGAGGCAUAGCAGCCAGUAAACAGUGUUUCAUUUGGACGAUUAAAGACCCAGUUGGAAGCCACAUUAAUUCCUGUGAUUUUCUUCCCGAGGGUUUCAUCAAAGAAACGAAAGACAGAGGAAUGGUAAUCCAUGGGUGGGUGCCUCAGCUGCUCAUUCUGUCACAUCCUGCGACUGCGUUUUUCAUGACGCACUGUGGUUGGAAUUCUACAUUAGAGAGUAUAAGUGCUGGAGUUCCGAUGGUGGUCUGGCCCAUGGGCUUCGAUCAAUUUAUUAACGCCAAAUUGGUCACUGAGCAUUUGGGUCUCGGAGUGCAGAUCUGUGAGGGAUUAGAUGCCAUUCCCAGGAGUGAUAUUGUGGAAAACACAGUGAAGGCAGCCAUGACAACGGAAAUUGGGGAAGACAUGCGUCUACGGGCCCUGAAAAUCAAGGAAUCCAUUAAUGAAGCGUCCCGCAAGUUAAGUGGUAUGGAAGGUUUUGUAUCUUAUGUACUCAGCCUCUGCUGAACAUUGUGUUCACAUGUAAUGUUUUGAAACCCCGUUUCUUUAGAUUUUUGCAUGAUCGUGGAUUACAGUUUGAAGAGCUUCAGGAAAUGGAUUAUUAGCUGAAGAAAAUUAGAGUCUCAGAAAAAGAGUGUGUAUCUGUAAUUAUAUUGUUUAGAGUGUAUAAUGUAUAAUUAUGAAAGUAUUUGAAAAUAAAUUAUAUAGUUUUUUUUAA
Molecule: messenger RNA, 1665 nt
Organism: Cryptomeria japonica (Japanese cedar)
Lineage: Eukaryota; Viridiplantae; Streptophyta; Pinopsida; Cupressales; Cupressaceae
Product: scopoletin glucosyltransferase
Exons: 1
Coding region: 54-1454 (466 amino acids)
Molecular function (GO): UDP-glycosyltransferase activity
Source: RefSeq, a predicted model, not a curated record